Aptenodytes forsteri (emperor penguin) is the source of this 6082-nucleotide messenger RNA. Its product is annotated as cullin-9. The annotation marks the transcript as partial. Lineage: Eukaryota; Metazoa; Chordata; Aves; Sphenisciformes; Spheniscidae. The record is from RefSeq and is a predicted model, not a curated record. Gene Ontology annotation, molecular function: zinc ion binding. The transcript has 31 exons.
CUGUCGGAGGUGGAUGAAGAAGCCCUGAUCCAGCUGUCGGUACCUGCGGAGCUGGCCCAGAAGGUGCUGCGGGUCUUGGAGAAGCGGUGCCAGGGCAGUGCUCAGCGUGACCUGCGCAGCUCCCACAUCUAUGCCAAAUACUUCCUCGGUAGCGGGGCCAAGCAGGAUGGCGGGGGGAGCACCGUGGUAUCCUCAGAGGGUGCCGGCUGCAGGAGCACUGGCUCUGAAGCCACGACAGCCAAGGCAGCGAAGGAAGACCUUUCUGCAGCCGCAGUGCCGCCCCGAGCCCCCGCUGUGGCGGUGAAGUCAGAUUCCCAGCUGUUCAGCGAGCUCCUUGAGAGGGAAGGGCUGUUCUUCCCCGAGGUGACAGAGGAGCAGAUCAAAGUGUUGGGCAGCUCCGAGGGGGUGAGCGAGAGGGGCUCGCUGUCCAAGAUUGCAGCCAUGGUGGAUGUGAUCCAGAGCAGCAGCUCAGAGGUGGGGCUGCGCUUAGCUGGGCUCAAGCACAUCAUGAAGAUCCUGGAGGAGGAGCCUGAGCCCCAGGAGCAAGUCGGCAAAGCCCAGGGUGGGCUGGGGACCAGGAGUGUUGGGGAGAAGCUGGUGAAGGUGGCAGUAGAGCUGCUGAGCACUGAGGUGGCAGAGAAGGCCCUGGUGGUGGUGACGCUGCGGCUGCUGGCCGUACUCAUGGCGAAGUAUGACUGGCGCAUGCUGUUUGCCACGGAGGGCGGUGUGCGGGCUGUGCUGGCCUGCAUGCAGCAGCACGCCUCCUCUGCCCUGGUGCAGCAGGCUGGCCUGGCGGCCCUGAAGGUGCUGGUGGGAGCUGUGGCCGGCGAGCCAGGAGGUGCCGGUGGGAAGCCCUUGCCCCUGAACCAUGCUGACGCGCAGAUGAUGCGGGAGAUCUUUGCCAGCAUCGGCUCUGCCUCCAGCGAGGGCUCAGCAAGCCUGCUGAGUGCCAUCCCUGCUGCCAUGAGCACCUUGCAGAGGGUCCCAGGGGGCUCCUCAGGCGUGCAGAACGGCUUGCUGGUGGUGAACAUGCUGAUCGACAGCCACCGGGGCCUGGCGGAGCAGCUGGCAAGCUGCGAUCUCCCCACGGUGCUGCAGAGCUGCUGGUGGGACAGGCAGAGCACUGGCUGCCCUCACGCCAUGCUGGCCCUCAGUGCGAUCAACCGCCUUGCGGAGCACCGGAUACCCCUGGGCCCAGAGACGGCAGGCAGAGAGGCCCCACUGGACCUGAGGGAUGUGCCGACGCUUCUGGACGGCCUGGGGGACGGCACCUUGUCCAAGGACGUGGUGGUGGCCCUGGAGCGGCAGCUCUGCGGUGAAGGCCCCGUCCCCUCUGGCGAGGCAGCCCGGCUGCUGCAGGACCACAGGUGCUUCAGGCUGCUGCUGCACAGCUUUGAGCUGCUGGGGGCGGAGAAGGCUGUGAGCCUGAGCAUCCUCAGGAUCCUGAACAAGUUCUUGGACGGUUACCAGGAGGAUGAGCUGCCCUGGCACGAGUGUGUGGAGCCCUGUUUGUCUUCCCUGAGUGCCCACAGCAGUGACCGGGAGGUGGUGCAGGAGGUCGUUGGCUUCCUGCACCGCCUGGCCACCGCCAGCAAGGACUGCGCGGUGGUGAUGUGCCGUGUAGGCACCCGUGAGGCUCUGUCCAAAGCCCUGGACAAGCACAGUACGGCUCCGUCGCUGGCGCCAGCCCUGCUCGACCUGGUGAUUGACUGUGAGAAGUACGCCAGCCUCUACAAGAAGCUGACGACGAGCAUCUUGGCUGGCUGCAUCCAGCUGGUGCUGGGGCAGAUUGAGGAGCACCGCCGGAGCCACCAGCCCAUCAGCAUCCCCUUCUUUGACGUCUUUCUGCGCAACCUGUGCCGAGGCUCCAGCGUGGAGGUGAAGGAGGACAAGUGUUGGGAGAAGGUGCAGGUCUCCUCCAACCCGCACCGGGCCAGCAAGCUCACGGACAGGAACCCCAAGACCUACUGGGAGUCGAAUGGCAGCACUGGCUCCCACUUCAUCACCGUCCACAUGCAGUGUGGUGUGGUGGUCAGGGAGAUGAGCAUGCUGGUGGCCAGCGAGGACUCCAGCUACAUGCCAGCCCGUGUCGUGGUGCUGGGGGGAGACAGCCCUGCCGCCAUCAGAACUGAGCUCAACGCGGUGACCGUCCUCCCCUCAGACAGCAGAGUGAUCCUGCUGGAGAACAUGACCCGCUUCUGGCCCAUUAUCCAGAUCCGGGUGAAGCGGUGCCAGCAGGGCGGCAUUGACACACGUGUGCGUGGCAUCGAGGUGCUGGGUCCCAAGCCCACUUUCUGGCCCAUCUUCAAGGAGCAGCUGUGCCGGCGGACGUUCCUCUCCUGCACUGCUCGGGCUCAUGCCUGGUGCCAGGAGAUCUGCCGGGACCGGGGGCGACUGCUGCAGCUCUUCGGCAGGCUGAACCGGGCGCUGCGGCACGAGCAGGGCUUUGCCGACCGCUUCCUUCCUGACGACGAGGCGGCCUGGGCCUUGGGCAGGACGUGCUGGGAGGCCCUGGUGAACCCCUUGGUGCAGAGCAUCACCAGCCCAGACCCCCACGGCGUCAGCCCCCUGGCCUGGCUGCUGAGCGAGUACCUGGAGAGCGUGGAGCCGCCCCGCCGCGCCACGAGCCGUGGUGCUGUCUUUGGUUCCCGUGUGCGGCGCCUGACCCAGCUCCUGGUGCACGUGGACCCCAGCGGCCCAGAGCCAGAGGAGGCAAGAGCAGCUGGCGGGAAGGAGGGGAAGAACAAGGAGGUGCCGGCCAGGGCUGCGAAGGCAGUGGUGGAGAAGUCGAGCAGCCUGUGGGGCAUCUCACAGUGCUGGCGUGGCGUGGUGCAGCAGCAGGUGCAGCGGUUCCUGGAGGCGGCAGGGCAGGCGCCGGACCUUGUGGAACGAUACUGUGGGCUGUACCAGCGCCUGCGUGGUGCCACGGAGGAGCUCUUUGGGCAGCAGGCUGCCUUUGUGCUGGCCCUGGGCCAGGGCUUCGCGGGGGCUUUGCUGCAGCUCUCCUUCCUUACCACCCUGCAUGUGAGUGAGCAGUUUGCCCGCUACCUUGAUGGGCAGAUCCAGGAGCUCCACAGGGCUGCGGGCAGCGCAGGGCCGCUGCAGUGGCUGCAGCAGAUCCUGGAGCCCUUCGUCGUUUUCAGUGGCCUGGAGCUCGCCCACACCUUCGAGCACUUCUACCGGGCCCAGCUCGGGGCUUGGCUGACCCUGGGCUGGGUGCUAGCUCCAGGUGCGCUGCGGCUGAACCAGGCAGCCCUGGCCCAUGCCUCUGGCCGCCAGCUGAGGCUGCUGCCCCGGCAGAGGUACCUGCGGGCGGAGAGGGCUGAGGUCAGUGCCCUGGAAAGGAAGAGGAACGUCCUCUGCUGCCUCAUCACCCGCAUCCUCAAGGUGGAGAAGCAGCUCCACAUUGACAACCUGGUGUUUAGGGUGAUUGAUGCCUGUCAGAAGGGUGAGUUGGGUCCAGGGCUGCAGUUCCUGAGCUUCUGCUGCCACAGCGUGGACGUGCUGUCCUGUGUCCUGCACCUGCUGAACCAGGGCUAUCUCCGGCGCCAGGAGGAGAGGCCUCAUGUCUUGGAAUACAUCUCUGCUGAGCCCACAACACCUCUUGGGGGCCAGGCACAGAUGGUUUUCCAGAGCAGGCCACCAGAGGCAUCUCAGGAUAAGGACAGCAUAGACUGCCUGUAUUGGUUGAAUCCUGGCAUAGGCAGGUCGGAGGAGUUUCUCAUGGCAAUGCUGCAGGUGCCAAUGGGGCACACACUUAGUCCAGAGGAGGCGAAGCUGCUCAUGAACCAGACAGUACAGCAGGUCCAGGAUACUCUGAGCAUCCCGGAUGAUGUUGCUCGGCACCUCCUCAUGCACUGCAGGUGGAAUGUGGAUUUCCUGAUCCAGUGCUAUGUGGAGAACCGUGAGACCCUUCUCAUCUCCUCGGGGCUGCAAGUGCAGGAUGCCCAGCCCACCCCGAGCCCAGGAACCCACUGCCCAGUCUGUGUGAACCAGCUGUGUCCCACUGAGAAGCCACCAACCCUCUGCUGCAUGCACUACUGCUGCAAGCCCUGUUGGAGUGAGUAUCUCACGACUCGCAUUGAACAGAACAUGGUUGUCAACUGCACCUGUCCCAUAUCCGAGUGCUGUGCACAGCCAACUACAGCCUUCAUUUGUUCCAUCAUUUCCUCCGAGGAGAUUAUAGCCAAGUAUGAAAAAGCCCUCCUCAGAGGCUAUGUUGAGUGUUGCUCCAACCUGACGUGGUGCACCAACCCUCAGGGCUGUGAUCAGAUCCUCCUUAAGGAUGGACUUGGUUAUGGGGCAGCCUGUUCCAAGUGCUCCUGGAUAUCCUGCUUCAACUGCAACUUCCCAGAGGCCCAUUAUCCUGCCAGCUGCAGCCACAUGUCUCAGUGGGUGGAUGACGAUGGGUACUAUGAGGGCAUGACAAGUGAAGCCCAAAGCAAACAUCUGGCUAAGCUCAUUUCGAAGCACUGCCCAAGCUGCCAGGCUCAGAUAGAGAAAAAUGAGGGGUGCCUGCAUAUGACAUGUGCAAAGUGUAAUCAUGGCUUCUGUUGGCGUUGCCUCAAGCCCUGGAGGCCGACUCAUAAGGAUUAUUACAACUGCUCCGCUAUGGUGAGUAAAGCAGCUUGGCAGGAGAAGCGUUUUCAGGAUUACAAUGAGAGAUGCACCUUUCAUCAUCAUGCAAGGGAAUUUGCCAUGAGUCUGAGGAACAGGGUUUCUUCCAUCAGUGAGAUGCCAAAAAUUAGGACUUUGACUUUUGUUCUUGAUGCCUGCAAAGUGCUAGAACAGGCACGGAAGGUGCUGGCCUACUCCUGUGUGUACAGCUACUAUAACCAGGACACUGAGAGCAUGGAUAUUGUGGAACAGCAGACUGAGAGCUUAGAGCUGCACACUAAUGCUCUGCAGAUCCUUCUGGAGGAAACCCUGCUGCAGUACCAGGACCUGGCCUCUUCUCUUCAGCUCCUGAAAGCAGAGCACUUCAGUGCUGGUUUGGAGUUGGUACACCAGAUCAAGGAGCGUCUCUUUGCAAUUCUCUGGCACUCCACACAGGAUUUCCAUGUUGGGCUCCAGACUUUGGCAGACCCUGGUCAGAGAAAGGUGAAACUCUCAAACGUGCUUACUUCAGCGCCUGCCUGUAUAGGGCCAAAACAUACCAUCUUGUGUGACUCCCCCAACACAGACGAAGGUGGCAAAGAGGUUGAAGAUGAGGAGUAUGAACCACAGUGGCAGGAAGACUAUGAUGAUGAUGAUGAUGAUGACGACCUUGAUGAAGACAACUUUCUGUUUGAUGAUGAGUCAGAUAACCUUGAUUGUGACUCCUACUUUGAUGUUGAUGAUGCCUACGACUAGAAGUGGGCUGUCACCCAGCCUGCCAGCCUGGACCUCUGCCUCUACUCUGUCUCGACCAGUUUGUAUUAGUGUCUUUCCUCAAUGACAGUGAGGAGCUCUCAGGCAGAAUGAAGAGACGUUUCCUCUGGGGGCUACUUGCUCAGUGACUCCCCUUUAAUAUGCAGAAACAUUGCUCUGGACAGAUGGGCUGUGUUACUGUGGCCACCUCCCUCAGAAAGACAUGUCCUCGCCUUUCUUCCUUGUCUGCAUUUCUGCCCAUAGGUAUCUAGUUGAGUUAGAAAGUCACAGUCUAGCUGCAAAGUGAGGACUACUUGCCACCUAAUAAAGGACUGCUCAGUGUCCUUGGGCGUGUUCUCCCCAAGGACUGGGCACAGGUGAGUGGGGCAUGUGUCCUAGCAUGGCACUGUCUAAUCCAACCAGUGUCUAGAAAUACUGUAAAGCGAUGUGUUUACACUCAAGUCAAAGCCUCCCGUCUGGAGCUGGUGGGAUUCCCUCCAGAGCCACAGAUGGAUGUGGUUCCGUGUGUUCUUCUAGUUGAGGAGGACAGCUUUUUUGCUGUUUGUUGGAGUUGUUGUCUUUGCUGUGAAGCAGGAUGGGCUGCUAUGAGUGGCACAAGUUUGCAGGACUGUUUUUAAGUGUAUAAAUGUAUGCACGCACACACACACACAUAUAUAUGAGAUAUAUAUAUAUAUGCAGAGGUUGUUCAGAUAAUACUUUAUCUUUGCAAAAA